GUCAUUAUAUAGAAGGUUAGGGUUUACUGCAGGUAUAAAAAUUGAAUUACAAGAAGGGGUUUUUGAAUUCGUAGAUGGAAAGAUGGAUUUACGGUGGUUGUGUUAGAGUUUACAAUGAAGACAUGAAGUUGAGUUGCAAUAGAGAACACAGAAGGAGAAAUUGAAGUUAUGUGAUGAAAUAACAAACAGGCUUGGUUGAUUAUAAGGUCUGAGAAGGUUAAUGGAGCUGUUACUUCCAUGGGUUGUUGCUACUGAAGAAUAAAGUGGUUGAUGGAGGUUUCAAGCAAGAAACUACUGUGAUGAACAGAAAGAGAAUCUGGUAGUGACUGAAGCUGCAAAAUGGUUGAGACACCGGCGGUGAUUUGGUUGAUGUUGUUGCAGUUAAGAUCGGAGCAGGCAGAGGUGAUGGCUGAGUUUGAGAUCCUGGUGGUAUUGAGAUUUAGAUGAAUGUGUUGUUGAGGUUGUGUCUAGUGAUAUGUUGUUGCAGUAGUGGUUUGAGUUGUUGUUGCAACUAUUGAUUUGGCAAGAAGAUGAUGUUGUUGGGUGCUUGAGGCAGAGACUAUGAAGAUUGAUUGGAGUAAAACUGAAGCAAGAGUCUGGAUGAAUGGGUGAAUUAGAUGGAUGUUUAGGACAUUGGGUUUGUCUCUAAUUCACAGUUUCAGGGAAGAAUGAACUGAUAUUUUUGGUUGUGAAACUGUGACUGAAAUGCUGAAUGGCUAGGCCUGUGAGUUUAGAGAAGUUGCAGUACAGUGGUGGUGAAUGUAGAAUUGAAUAUGUGGUUGAUAUUUUCUCAUAGGGUUACUAUCUUACCAAAAAAAAACAAAAACAAACCCACCGUAAGUGAAUUGUUUUACUUUUAUUCUACUCGAAACGGAAGAAAAAAAAGUCCUUAACACAAAUAACCAGAGGGUAAUUUUGUCAUCAUUCUAAUAAAACUAAUCAAGGUGUAAUAAAAAAAUAGGCAGUAUAUUCACUAUUCAUCGAUGAAUAUAAAGAUUUUAUUUUGUGGCAAAGAGAGAGAUUUUGUUUGUCUUUUGAUUUUGAUACAAACAUCGGAAAGUAGAAAGAAACAUUAAAACCAGCAGGGAGUUCGGAGGUUGAGGCGGGAUUCACAAAAUCCUUAAACUUCCUCCUCUCUUUCUCGUACUUUCUCUCUCAUCUCAAAUCCUUAAACUCCACUUUUGUUUUCUUAUCCUACGCCACCAACAUUCCAUCACUCCCGCGGAGAAGCUUUGCCAUGUUCUUGCUCUGCUAGCCCCUCAUCACCCCCUUCUUUAACUGAAAUUUGUAUUGAAAGUUUAAGUUCAAUGGUCUGGAUGGAGCCUGGGUCUUCUGCUUCAAGUAAUGGGAGUAGAGAAAAAGGGGCUAUUGUUGAAAAUGGGUGUAUAAAAGGAGCUGAUAAUACUAGUGUUUCAGCUGCAUAUGUAUCUCCUUUACGGAACAAAUUCGAAGGGAAAGAUGCUUUAUCAUAUGCAAAUAUUCUCAGGUCGAGAAACAAGUUCGCGGACGCUCUUGCUUUGUAUGAAAGUAUUAUUGAAAAGGAUGGUACGAAUGUUGAAGCGUAUAUAGGCAAAGGGAUUUGCUUACAAAUGCAGAAUGCAAGUAGUCGGGCGUUUGAAAGUUUUGCUGAAGUUAUUAAACUGGAGCCGGAGAAUGCUGUUGCACUUACACAUUGUGGAAUUCUAUACAAAGAUGAAGGCCACCUAAUGGAGGCUGCUGAGUCAUAUCAGAAGGCCUUAAAAGCAGAUCCUACUUACAAACCAGCUGCUGAAUGCCUUGCCAUUGUAUUGACGGAUCUUGGUACUAGUUUAAAGAUAGCUGGCAGCACUCAUGAGGGAAUGCAGAAAUAUUUUGAAGCUCUCAAAAUAGACCCUCACUACGCUCCUGCAUAUUACAACCUUGGAGUUGUAUAUUCUGAGAUGAUGCAAUAUGAUAUGGCUCUUAGCUGUUAUGAGAAGGCUGCACUGCAAAGGCCUAUGUAUGCUGAAGCGUAUUGUAACAUGGGUGUAAUUUAUAAGAACCGCGGGGAUCUGGAGUUGGCUAUUUCUUGCUAUGAGAGGUGUUUGGCUGUGUCUCCGAACUUUGAUAUCGCAAAGAAUAACAUGGCAAUAGCCUUGACGGACCUAGGAACAAAGGUUAAACUGGAAGGGGACAUUAACCAAGGUAUUGCAUACUAUAAGAAGGCUCUGUUCUACAAUUGGCACUAUGCUGACGCAAUGUACAAUCUUGGUGUUGCAUACGGGGAAAUGAUGAAAUUUGACAUGGCUAUUGUAUUCUAUGAACUUGCAUUGCACUUUAAUCCCAACUGUGCGGAAGCAUGCAACAACUUAGGAGUAAUAUACAAAGACAGAGACAACCUUGACAAAGCUGUAGAAUGUUACAAGUGGGCAUUGUCAAUCAAACCCAACUUCUCACAAUCUCUUAAUAAUCUUGGUGUUGUCUACACUGUCCAGGGAAAAAUGGAUGCUGCAGCAGCCAUGAUUGAGCAAGCUAUCCUAGCAAAUCCAACUUAUGCAGAGGCUUACAAUAACUUAGGGGUUCUUUAUAGAGAUGCGGGCAAUAUAACUCAGGCUAUCGAGGCUUAUGAGCAAUGUCUUAAAAUAGAUCCCGAUUCACGUAAUGCAGGACAGAAUCGGUUGCUCGCAAUGAACUACAUAAAUGAUGGCAAAGAUGAUAAGCUUUUUGAGGCUCACAGGGACUGGGGUAGACGCUUUAUGCGGUUAUAUCAACAGUAUGUGUCAUGGGACAAUCCAAAAGAACCAGAGCGACCGCUUGUUAUUGGAUACGUUUCUCCGGAUUAUUUUACUCAUUCCGUCUCUUAUUUCAUUGAGGCACCUCUUAUCUAUCAUGACUACUCAAAAUACAAGGUUGUCGUGUAUUCAGCUGUUCUUAAGGCAGAUGCAAAAACUAACAGAUUCAGAGAAAAGGUUUUGAAAAAGGGUGGGAUGUGGAGAGAUAUAUAUGGAAUUGAUGAGAAGAAGGUUGCAGUCAUGGUUAGAGAAGAUAAAAUCGACAUAUUGGUAGAGCUUACUGGUCACACGGCCAACAAUAAGUUAGGAAUGAUGGCUUGCAAACCAGCUCCUAUCCAGGUCACGUGGAUUGGAUACCCGAACACAACUGGUUUGCCUACCAUUGACUAUAGAAUCACUGAUUCGUUUGCCGACCCUUCUGAUACAAAGCAAAAGCAUAUUGAGGAGUUGGUUCGGUUGCCUGACUCCUUCCUUUGUUAUACACCUUCUCCUGAAGCGGGCCCUGUUUCUCCAACCCCAGCACUUUCAAAUGGUUUCGUUACUUUCGGUACCUUCAAUAAUCUAGCCAAGAUUACCCCAAAGGUCUUGGAAGUUUGGGCAAGGAUUUUAUGCGCUGUUCCAAAUUCACGGCUUGUAGUGAAGUGUAAACCGUUCUGCUGUGAUAGUAUAAGACAGAAAUUUCUAUCAACAUUGGAGCAAUUGGGACUAGAAUCGCUGCGUGUUGAUCUUUUGCCACUGAUUCUUCUCAACCAUGAUCAUUUGCAAGCGUACUCCCUCAUGGAUAUUAGCUUGGAUACUUUUCCGUAUGCGGGAACAACAACAACUUGCGAAUCCUUAUAUAUGGGAGUUCCGUGCGUCACAAUGGCCGGUUCUGUUCAUGCACAUAAUGUUGGUGUGAGUCUCCUAAGCAAAGUUGGGUUGGGACAUCUAGUUGCUAAAACAGAAGAUGAGUAUGUUAAAUUGGCGGUUCAGUUAGCCAACGACGUCACAACUCUUUCCCGCCUAAGGAUGAGUCUCCGUGGUCUUAUGGUGAAGGCCCCUGUUUGCAACGGAUCAAAAUUUAUUCUGGGGUUGGAAUCAAAGUACCGUCAGUUAUGGCACAGGUACUGUAGAGGUGACAUGCCAUCACUCGGACAAAUAGAAAUAGCCCAAAAACAACUGCAGGAGGAACAGCAUCGACAGCAGCAACAGCAACAGCAGCAGCAGGUUGUUAUUGAUGAGUCAGCAGCUAAAUUCUCGGAGUCAACAAGGAUUACGACUCCGUCAAAAGCAACUAAUUCAUCUCCAAUCAAGGCCAAUGGAUUUAGUAAACCAAACUCAUCACAUUCUACGUCAAUCACCUCCUGUAAAGAAGAAAACGGAGUUCAAUUGAAUUGGCAUCCUAAUUCAUGAAAAUCACUUCUUAGUUGUUUUGAGUUGUUCAGUAUGCUGCUUUCAUCGAAGAAGAGAUUAUACGGGGAAAGUGAUGAUUCUGGUCCAGCAAUACUUGCUUUUGUAUGGGUUGGCCUUUUCAGCUGAAUCUCACUUCUCUUUUGAGCCGAAUCUUAUACUUGUCAUACUCCACAUGUGUAUACUUAUUCAAACAUUGUGUCAGUGUCGGUGCCAGUGCGAGCAGCCAUAGGCACAAGUGUCGAAAGCGUCUCUUCUCGGGGGUACCCUACCUUUAAGGCCCCCCAUUUUUUCUUCCUAAUAUUGUUAUACAUAUUCUUACCUGUCUGUAGAUUUAGAAAAAUGAUGAGGUUCUGUAUCUUUCAGCUUUUAAUAUGAAGGUGAUUUAAGAUUCCAACUUCUUAG
Papaver somniferum (opium poppy) is the source of this 4544-nucleotide messenger RNA. RefSeq names its product probable UDP-N-acetylglucosamine--peptide N-acetylglucosaminyltransferase SPINDLY. The transcript is spliced from 18 exons. The record is from RefSeq and is a predicted model, not a curated record. Gene Ontology annotation, molecular function: protein binding. Lineage: Eukaryota; Viridiplantae; Streptophyta; Magnoliopsida; Ranunculales; Papaveraceae. Bases 1308 to 4142 code for a protein of 944 amino acids.